Rattus norvegicus (Norway rat) is the source of this 6375-nucleotide messenger RNA. It is a transcript of the gene Serpinb3a, whose product is annotated as serpin family B member 3A. NCBI's taxonomy places the organism in Eukaryota, Metazoa, Chordata, Mammalia, Rodentia, Muridae. Gene Ontology annotation, molecular function: serine-type endopeptidase inhibitor activity. Gene Ontology annotation, cellular component: cytoplasm; extracellular region. The record is from RefSeq and is a predicted model, not a curated record.
CCCACCUGGCCUAACAGGCUUCUCCCCAAACCUUCCCGGCUCCAGCUUGCAGCUCUGUCUGUCAGCCAGGGGCCUCUGGCUGGAGAAGCUCCUCUUGGCCAGCUCUUUCUUUUCACCCAGACUGUCCCCAGAGAGGCCACCAUUCCCUUGUGCUUCAGGUUCAGCUGCGAGGCCUUCUCAACGCUCCUUACGCUCGCUAAAGUCCCUACUCUCGGAAGCGGUCUCCCACUCUUCAUUGGCAUGAUCAGAAGAAUUCUGGUAGGAAAGCUCUGGGAAUCUGUGACCUCCAGGACCACUCUUGUCCCCAGGACAGACUUUGGGCCGGCCUGGCCACUGGCUUGCCAGCAGAUGGGACUCCUCCUCAGGUCCCCACAGGCCUAGGGACUCUCGACGGAGGCGAUGGAAGCGAGGGGGCUGGUGGCCUCCUCCGACAGAAGGGCCUGUUUUCUGCACCUUCAGAAUCAUCCCCGUGGUCAUCUUGGAAAAAGGACUUCUUGUCCUCCGUGCGGCUGUCCUCAAAAAGCCUGCUGCCAAAUGUGUCAGAGUGUCUGUAGGAGGUUUGACAGCUUUUUGUUGAAAGUCUAUUUUAUUGUGUUUUAGGAUGGCAACUCCAGCUUGUUUCUUGAAACCAAUUUCUUAGAAGACUUUUUCCAGGCUUUCACUCUUAGGCAAUAUCUGUCUUUUUCAUUUAGGUGUAUUUCUCAUUUGCGGCAAAAAUGUUGGGUCCUGUUUGACUAUCCAGGGGAUAUUAGACUGUUAGAUUAUGUCUAUUGACAGGGGAAUUGAGUCCACUGAUGUUGAGAGAUAUUAAAGACAAAUGAUUUGCUGUUUUGUUGUUAUAGGUGGCAUUAUGUGCAUGUGAUUUACUCCUUUUGCCUUUGUUGUGAAAUGAUUAAUAUCUUGGGUUUUCUUUGGUGCAUCUAUCCUCCUCCUUUUGUUGGAGUUUUCCUUCUAGAAUCCUCUUUUGGACUGGAUUGGUAGAUAGAUAUCCUUUAAAUUUAGUUUUGUCCUCAAAUAUUUUGGUUUCUCCAUCUAUGUUGAUUGAGAGUUCUGCUGUGUAUAGUAGGCUGGGCUGGCAUUUGUGUUCUUCAGAGUCUACAUGACUUCUGUCCAGGUUCAUGUGACUUCUAGUACCUCUCUUGAAAAAUCUGAUGUAAUUCUUAUAGGUCUGCUUUUAUGUGUUACUCGGUCUUUUCCCCUCAAAGCUUUUUAACAUUCUUUCUUUGUUCUGUGCAUUUAGUGUUUGGAUUAUUAGGUGAUGAGAGGAUUUUGUUUUUCUGGUCCAAUAUUUGUAGUUCUAUAGGCUCAUUGUACCUUUAUGGCCAUCUUUUUCUUUAGAUUUGGGACGUUUUCUUCUAUCAUUUUGUUCAAGAUGUGUUCAGGUCCUCUAUUCCUUUUAUUCUUAGAUUUCUGCUUUUUAUUGUGAAUUACCAAGAUGUGGGGUUUGAAUUUUAUUGACAGUUGUUUCAAUAAGUUGUAAGAUGUUACUGCACCUGAGAGUCUCUCUUUUAUCUCUUGUAUUCUGUUGUUCAUGCUUACAUCUGUAAUUCCUGAUCUGUUUCCUAAGUUUUCCAUUACAACAGUUCCCUCCAUUUUUGUUUACUUUAUUGUUUCUACUUCUACUUUUAGGUAUUGUACAGCUUUUGUUCAAUUCCUUUCCUUGUUUAAUAGUGUUUUCCUGUAUUUCUUUAAGAAAUUUGUUUCCUCUUUAAGGGCUUCUACCUGUUUACAACUGUGUUCUUGUAUUUCUUUCAGUGUAUUGUUUAUAUCCUCCCUAAAGGACUCUAUUAUCAUCAUGACUCAUGAUUUUAAGUCUUCUUCCUGAUUUUCAGGUUCAUUGGUAUAUCCAGCGCUUUCUGUGUUGGGAGAACCAGGUUCUGAUGAUGCCAAAGUGUAUUGGCUCCUGUAGCUUAUGGUCUUAGGCUUGCCUCUCACUAUCUGGAUAUCCCUGAUAGCUCUGUUCUUGGUAUCUCUGUCUGGAGCCUGCCUCUGUGUCCCUGAUUGCCGGAGGUCUCCUGGUAGGCCUAUGGCCCUGGCUAUAGCAGACUUCCUAUUAGGCCUUCAGGCUGUGGGUCAGUCCAUGUGUAGUCUUUUGGUAAUGAUUUAGUCCCUGGAAACUGGUUGAUUGGCAUUGUUGUUUUUAUGGGGUUGCAAGCUCCUUCAACUCUUUCAAUACUUCCUCUAAUUUUCUCCUAGCGGGUCCUGUUCUCAGUUCAGUGGCUUGUUUCUAGCAUUGACCACUGUAUUGGACAUGCUCUGGAUGUGUCUCUCAGGGGAGAUCUAUAUCCAGUCCCUUUCAACAUGCAUUUUUUAGCUUCAUCAGUCUUAUCUAGUUUGGUGGCUAUAUAUAUGGGCCACAUGUGGGACAGGCUCUGAAUGGCGAGUCCUUGAGUUGCUGCUCUAAACUUUGCUUCCAUAUCCCCUCCUAUGGAUAUUUUCCCCCUUUUAAGAAGGAGUGGAAGCAUUUGCAUUUUGGUCAUCCUUCUUCUUGAACUUCCUGUGGUCUGUGGAUUGCAUUUUGGGUAAUUCAAGCUUUUUGGCUAAUAUCCACUUAUCGAUGAGUGCCUGCCAAGUUUGUUUUUCUGUGAUUGAGUUACCUCAUUCAGGAUGAUAUUUUCUAGUUCAUUCCAUUUCGCUAUGAAUUUCAUGAAGUCAUUGUUUUUGGUGACUUCACUGACACAAUGGACACAUUUUUUGAAUCCAUUCCUCUGUUGAAGGGCUUCUGGGUUGUUUCCAGCUUCUGGCAAUUAUAAAUAAGGCUGCCAUGAACAUAGUGGAGCAUGUGUCUUAGGUGUAUGUUGGAGCAUCUUUUGGGUACAUGCUCAAGAGAGGUAUAGCUCAGGCAGUGCAAUGUCCAAUAUUCUGAGGAACUUCCAGACUGAUUUCCAGAAUGGUUGUACCAGUUUGCAAUCCCACCAACAAUGCAGGAGUGUUCCUCUUUCUAACGUCCUCGCCAGCAUCUGCUGUCACCUGAGUUUUUGAUCUUUGCCAUUCUCACUGGUGUGAAGUGAAAUCUCAGGGUUGUUUUGAUUUGCAUUUCCCUGAUGACUAAGGAUGUGGAACAUUUCUUUAGGUGCUUUUUGGCCAUUCAAUAAUCCUCAGCUGAGAACAUUUUGUUUAGCUCUGUACCCCAUUUUUAAUAAUGUUAUUUGGCUCUCUGGAGUCUACCUUCUUGUGUUCUUCCUUUAGCCCUCUAUCAGAUUUAGGAUUGGUAAAGAUAUUUUCCCAAUCUGUUGGUUGCCAUUUUGUCCUAAGGACAGUGUCUUUUGACUUACAGAAGCUUUGCAAUUUUAUGAGGUUCCAUUUGUUGAUUCUUGACCUUUGAACAUGAGCCAUUGUUGUUUUGUUCAGGAAAUUUUCCCCAGUGCCCAUGUGUUCGAGACUCUUCCCCACUUUUUCUUCUGUUAGUUUGAGUGUAUCUGGUUUGAUGUGGAGGUCCUUGAUCCACUUGGACUUAAGCUUUGUACAGGGUGAUAAGCAUGGAUCAAUUUGCAUUCUUCUACAUGCUGACUUCCAGUUGAAUCAGUACCAUUUGUUGAAAAUGCUAUCUUUCUUCUAUUGGAUGGUUUUAGCUACUUUGUGAAAGAUCAAGUGACCAUAAGUAUGUGGGUUCAUUUCUGGGUCUCCAAUUCUGUUCCACUGAUCUAUCUGCCUAACCCUGCAUCGAUACCAUAUAGUUUUUCUGACUAUUGCUCUGUAAUACUGCUUGAAGUCAGGGAUGAUGAUGAGGGGAUCUGGGGUUCUUACCACUUGACUUGUGUGCAGAGGAAUUCCUGCGAGGCUUUCAGCCUUUGGUAUCUUCAUAGGAGCAGAUAAGGUGGUUCCAAUAUUUAUAACCUGUGUUUGGCCCUGACAUUCAGUAUAAAAACAAAGAAAUGAGAAAGAGAUUGUGUCUUGACAACUCACAUAAUUUAUUGUAUUACACAAAAAUAAUCACUUUUCUGGUUUUUGUUGUUGUUGUUGUUGUUGUUCAUAUAAAACAUUAGAAAGCUGCCAUGCAAAUGAACAUUUUUGUUUCAAUUGUUCUUCUCAAUUUAAAAAGAUAAGUAAUUUUCUAACAUUCUUUAAACAACAGAAAAAUCCAAGGGAGGAUUAGGGAGGAUUAUAAAGUAACUGUGGCAAGAGAAAUUAUCAUGAAGAAACAAACAAAACAAAACAAACAAACAAAAAUAAAAAUCAACAACAAAUAUUCUGAAGAAUCUUGGCUAUCACUUUGGACUAGAAUUAGAACCAUUUUUCAAUUUACAUAGAGUUAGUGAUAGACCAAUUGAGAGAACUAAUGAAAUCUUUCUUAAGGAAAAAGUACCAAAGGUAAGUUUUGUACUUGUUCGGUGUCUAAGCUGUUCCUUAAAGGUAAUUCCACCGUAAUUACCUUUAAGGUAAUCAAGGGUGUCAUACAGAAGAAUAGAGUUGUCAGGAGUGUAACAAGGUUAAAGGUUUAAAGUAAUAUCUUCACUAUUGGAAAAAUGCCUAUGUGCAUUUUAAAUGAGUCAGCAUCUGAAAAGGGUUACAAAGCAAUCCAUCAUGUGACUUGUGGCAAAAGGAAGUACAGUGGUAGGAUGUAAAGACACCCUUUUCUCACAAAUUUGCAUACCUAAAAAGACUGGCCUGGUUAUGAAAUCUGAAGUUGAUUUACUUGAAAUACAACUGAAGUGACUAGGCAGCAGUGUUAAGACGAGAGGUAUAAAUCCCAGAUCUCAGGAUCAACCACACACAGACUCCUAUCCUUCCUGCCCACUUCUGCCUUCAGAAAGACAAGACUUUAAGGUCACACAAAGCCAUCAUGCAUUUGUUUGCUAAAGCGACUACUCAAUUCACACUUGAGCUGUACAGGCAGCUCAGAGACUCAGAGGACAACAUCUUCUAUUCCCCUCUCAGCAUAAUGACAGCAUUAGCAAUGCUCCAGCUCGGAGCCAAGGGAAACACUGAAAAACAAAUUGAGAAGGUUAUUCAAUUCCAUGAAACCACAAAGAAGACAACAGAAAAGUCUGCAGACUGUCAUGAUGAAGAAAGUGUGCAUGAACAAUUUCAAAAGUUAAUGACUCAGUUAAACAAAUCCAAUGAUGCUUAUGACCUGAAUUCUGCCAACAGUAUCUAUGGAGCAAAGCAUUUCCCAUUUCUCCAGACAUUUUUGGAAGACAUUAAGGAAUAUUACCAAGCUAAUGUGGAAUCCCUUGACUUUGCACAUGCCGCAGAAGAAAGUGAAAAGAAGAUUAAUUCCUGGGUGGAAAACCAAACAAACGGAAAAAUCAAAGACUUGUUUCCUAAGGGAAGCCUGAACAGUAGCACUAUCCUGGUUCUGGUGAAUGCAGUGUAUUUCAAAGGACAAUGGAAUCACAAGUUCGAUGAAAAGCAUACCGAAGAAGACAAGUUUUGGCUGAACAAGAAUACAAGUAAACCUGUCCAGAUGAUGAGGCAAAAAAACGAGUUUAACUUCAUCUUUCUGGAGGAUGUGCAGGCCAAGAUGGUGGAAAUACCAUACAAAGGCAAGGAGCUAAGUAUGUUCAUCCUGCUGCCAAUGGAAAUUGAUGGUCUGAAGAAGCUUGAAGAACAGCUCACUGCUGACAAGUUACUAGAGUGGACAAGAGCAGAGAACAUGAACAUGAUCGACUUGUAUUUGUCUUUGCCACGGUUCAAAGUGGAAGAGAAGUAUGACCUCCCAGGUCCGUUGCAGCACAUGGGGAUGGUGGACGCCUUUGACUCAAAGAAGGCUGACUUCUCAGGCAUGAGCAGCACUCAAGGUCUAAUGGUGUCUAAAGUUUUACACAAGUCCUUUGUGGAGGUAAAUGAAGAGGGGACAGAAGCUGCUGCUGCCACGGGGGUAGAAGUCAGUUUAACAUCAGCACAGAUAACCGAAGACUUCAAUUGUGAUCACCCUUUCUUAUUCCUCAUCAAGCACAAUGCUACCAACAGCAUCCUCUUCUUUGGCAGAAUGUCUUCUCCUUAAGUGUGGUGGCUGUGCCUUGUGUCCAGAAAAUAUAACAAAGUUGCUGCAGCUACUUUAGCCUGGAAACAAGUUUCUAUCGCUUCAUUUUCUUUUCUAUCUCAGAGUCCCUACUAAGAAUGCAUUAGUGAGGGAAGGAUAGCUCUAUUAUCUCUAUCCCUUCUUGCUUUCCUUCUUUUUUCUAUAUAUACAUACAUUAUCUGAAGAAAAAUUCAACAAACAGAUGAAGGGAUGUUUAAACACAGUUUCUUCUACUGUAACAUGAAUCUGUGACCUGCGUUAAGUGAGCUGGAGAAAAAUCAUACCUUCUUUUAAAACUGAUUAGUAUAAUCAUCUAAUUGCUUUAGGAGAUAUCUGGACACUUCAUAAGCUUAUAAAUGUUGUGAAGUUACAAAUUACAUUUUCAAUAAAAUAAUGAUCUUUUCUAUGUA